UCGCGAUCCUACCAAUUACUUUCAACUUGCGAGAAAUCACCCUCGGAACUUUCUAAUUCAGGCCUACACGCUUCUUGCUUUGGAAUGGAAGCCCCCACAGACGAAGGAUGCCCAUCAACUUCCAGAGAUAUUGUGGUCGGGCGAAAGAGCACCAGGAAGAGAAAGGUCAUUACUCGUGAUGACAGUGAUGCAGAGAUCCCUCCCCAACUAAAGCCCAAGAAGAUGAAAAACACAACAGGAAAACCCUUUUGUUGCGACAAGUGCAGUUCCCGAUUUGUUGUGAAUCCUCUGCGACGUAAACCUGGACAGAAAACCAAGGGCAAGGCAACCCCUCGUUAUGUCAAAGAACCUGAAAGCCAGAAACUUCUCACACUCUGCAAUGCAUGCGGCCUUAAGAUGGAGAGAAAAAGCAAGAUGACUCCUCGUGAUCCCCCUCCUACAGCAGAUGAUAAGAAGCGUUACUACGAGAGCGCAGAACACUUUGCAGCAUCAUUGGUCGAAGGGCUUGGAGAGCCAGAUGCUGAAAAGUUAACAUGCCCUGUCUACAACUCCAAACCAUGUGGCUGUAUUCAAAAGUUCAUCAUUGGAGAGGGUGACAGGGAACAAUCCAAGAAGCGAGCUCUUCAUUUGCUGAGUAUUCUGAAAGAUGCCAAACGUCUUCGGGAGAAGAAGUUCUACAAUAGAGAAGAGGUUCUACGCAAAGGAAAAGGACAAAGGAAGGUAGGCCUAGGCAACGGUCAUCGCAAAGCCAAGGAAUAUGAGGAUUUUGUCUUGUCAAACCGAAAGGUACUGCGUGGGGAUUUACGGAUGUGUGAGCGGGCGACGCAGCGUAUCCUGCUCUACUCCAACAACUUCCUGCACAAGCGCUUAAAAACGGACCCCCAGAAUCGCACACAAAGGCUGCAGAGAACGAAGGGGCAGGCGGCACUGGGCAAACUUGUUGACAUAUCCGAACUGCCUGAGCAAACUUGCUGUUCUGAGAAGUGUGUGCUGUUGGCACGUACACACAAAUUGCUGUUGAAGCAGUGGAGAGAGCGGGCAAUCUCCGGGCAGCUGGAGGCCAGGAAAGUUCUUGCUGAAAUGCUUACUCCUUCAGGUCAUGGAUCCAACUGUGCCCGUUUCAUCUCCAUGGUAACAGGGAGCAGCAUCACCACCAUCGCGAGGGUGAAGGAGCAGAUGACGAAGACGGGCGGAGACCGGGAGCCCCCUCAGCAUGGCCUCAAGAAGUACUGGAAGAACCAUCCCAAGAGUAAAAGCGGUCUGCUAGGGGAGGAUGGAGGAGGGGUGACAGGCUCCAGGACAGGGUCAGCUGGAGCCGGGCAGGCAGGAGCCCAGGGAUCUCUAAUGACCGUGGCGCAACUCAUAGAGCAACAAGAUCAGCUGAAAAGACUGCAGCAACAGCUGGAGGAGCAACAGCAACAAGUCAGACAACAGCAGAGAGUUGUAGAGCAACAGUUAGUUCAACACCAACUGAGGCAGAGUAGCAGGCAAUUGAAACAACAGACUGCACUGACGGAAGCACAAAGGAAGGUUUCACUUCAAAGAAGGGCUGGAAACAUACCAGGUAGCUCUAAGACAAGUACAUCCAAUACUACCACUGCUCCAUCUACUGCACAGAACAUGUCUACAAACAGAGCAAGAAAUUCAUCUACUCUGUCGAUGCAACCCUUUGGACCUGAUCAGGUUGGCCGUGUUAACGUGCAGCCUUCUGUAUCUGUCACACAAGAAGCUCGGGCUGCAUCAACACAGCAACAGCCAUCUAAUCCACAAGUACCUACUAUUAUAGGUGUGAAUAUAGAGCAACAACAGUCGCAACAACAGCAGCAACAACAACAGCAAUCGCAACAGCAGCAACCCUUGACAGCUUCAGUGCCAGGUAUAGAUGCCAUUGCUGCCAAGCUGUUGCAGCAGAACUUGCAGCAGAUACUUGCCGAACUGCAGAAUCAGAUGGUGACACAGCAGUUCCAGCAGCAGCUGAUGAACUGCGGGAUGCAACAGGGUCCGAGUAGUAGCAACCAGCCCCCGAGCUACAGCACUGCAGUUGCAGCCACAAACCACUCCCAGGUGAUGCAAGCACCACACCCUCAACCACCACCACAACAGAAGACACAGAAAGAUGGCUCACAACAAACACAGAUCAUCAUACAGACCUUACCAAGCUUGCAGCCUAAUUUGCUGCUGAGUAGCAAUGGACAUGGCGUACCUUGUAGCAGCAGUUUGCCACAGUAUGUCAAUGCUUCAACAAGCGAGGCAAUGGCUCAUCUCAAAGCAGGUGAUAAUACUCAGGUCAUGGUCCCUAUCACACUCCAUCGACCUGAUGGCCACACUGCAGCUGAAGAAGCAGCCAAUGUGGAAGAAGUCAACGUCCAACUCCAGGAAAUUGUUAUGCCUCUCUCCACUCAGGAUGCUGAAGCUUGCAACAUGGUCCUACCACGCCAGCAACAGCAACACCUUCCCACAAUCCUUCAAGGCACCAUCCAACAACACUCUCAGAAUCUGAAUCAACUGGUAAGCCACUCCUCGGAUUCCACUGCCACCCGUCCAGUCACGACCAUGAGCAUUGAGAACCUGUGUAGCAGCCAGCACACAUCACCAGGCAACAUGGGGGAUCAUGUUGUGACCGAAGUGGAGGAUACUAGCCGGAUGAUGCAAGGUAAUGAGGAGAGUAUCCCGUCCUCUAUCCCUCUAGUUGGAGGGGUUUCCGUGGAGACGCUUUUGUCCCCUGAAGCACUCCAUCUCCUGAACUCAACAGGUCAAGCAUCCCUGAAUGUUUCUUUGGCUUCUGCAAGACCUGUCAAACAAAACACAUCUGGGCAUGGCCCCUUGUGAAACACUUUUUGAUUAUUUGCCCAAGUCAAAGCAUUUGUUUUGACCAGGAACCUGUAGCACAAAUCUCAGCAAUGAUCAUAGAACAAAUUUUCAUGAUUGAUUACAUUGACUACAAUCAAUCGUAAAAAUCAAGCGUAUUAUGCUUUGUGUUACAGAGCCCUGAUUAUGCAAAGCAUGCCAGACAGAUAUCAAUGGUGCCAAAGCAGAGGCAGAGUUACCUUUAUUCUGCUACACUUUUGAACAAAUUUGACCUUGUGCAUUAGGGUAUUUUAACAGAAAUUUAUUCUUGUAAUGACAUGUAACAUAUUCAACCCAUGAUAUCACAUUUUUUAUGUUCAGACCCCCCCCCUAUGAAGAAUAUGUAAUGCUGCCAAGAAUUUUUUUUUACCAAAUUCUAACUUACAUAGACGUAUACAGAAGUUUCCGUCUAAUUGGGUGUUGCAAGAAACUUGCGAUCAAUUGCAAGUCAAUUUUCCGUCUCUAAAUCAAUCAUAUGUCUUGCAGUAAAU
Molecule: messenger RNA, 3338 nt
Organism: Lytechinus variegatus (green sea urchin)
Lineage: Eukaryota; Metazoa; Echinodermata; Echinoidea; Temnopleuroida; Toxopneustidae
Exons: 12
Coding region: 85-2829 (914 amino acids)
Source: RefSeq, a predicted model, not a curated record